This is a messenger RNA of Dacryopinax primogenitus, 3285 nucleotides long. RefSeq lists its product as uncharacterized. The transcript has 2 exons. Lineage: Eukaryota; Fungi; Basidiomycota; Dacrymycetes; Dacrymycetales; Dacrymycetaceae. Bases 1 to 2139 code for a protein of 712 amino acids. The record is from RefSeq and is a predicted model, not a curated record.
AUGGCUUCGAACGCGCCUCCACCAGAAUACACCCUAUCUUCACAUGAGGAAGCUGGGAAUGCGUCAGCACAUCCGGCAACUGCGGAUUCACCUAGCGCAGAACCAGCAGCAGAACAGCUUCAAGUAAUAAUCACACCCACGCAGAACGCGACCGACUUUCAGAAUGGAGCACUAGGGAUAGAAGGAGAGCAUGCGACUAUCGAAGGCGAGGUGCAGAUAAAGGGCGCACAAGAGGGAGCGUGGCAAAGAGUGUCAAUAACAUUCCAAACCGUGGAAAACUCUCCCGAGCAGACGGUUGAACUCGGCAAUGUCACGCAGGACCUCUACGUUCGAGCGCCACCAUCUGCGUCGUCGUCAACGACCAUUAUACUACCACUCCCAAGUUCAUUACCCUUCGUCAUUCCGCUGCAAGCCGACACCCCAGAAUGCGUGCACACUCCAAGUUCUUCUCUUUCACACUACCUCAUCGUAGCGCUUCUCCCGACGGACCCUCUGUGUGCCUCCUUUGAGCGCAAAAUACCCAUACACCUGCGCCGAUAUUCUACUGCAAGCGCACCUCUGCUUCCGACGCUCCCCUAUGAGCUAAAGCUUGCGGAUCCCGUCCCGUUUAGAAUUCAGCUCCCGAGGCUCGAAUUCAGGGUUGGCGAACCAAUCCCGGUAUACAUUACCAUACCGCCUCCAGACCGGCAGCAUCUCAACCGGAUCGGCCUACGACUCCGGAACAUCAAGGCAGAGUUGGUGCGCGUGGUAGCCCUUAUCGAUGAUGAAGAUGCGACCACACCGAAAGGCGAACAAGGCAACUCAAGAGGUGAAGGAAGUAGCAGCACGAAUUAUACGCCGUACUUCAGCGACCGGAAGCAAGCAGGGAAGGACGGAUGGCCUGAUCUCGGAUCUGGAUCCAGCAGCUCAGAUGGUUUAACGCAUACAGCCGUCAUGUCGAGGAGUGGUGCGGCAUGUCGGUUCCACUCAACGAGAUCGGUUAACGUUCGGCUUGUUCUGCACCCAUUCUCCCUGAGCGCCGAGGUCACCGCAUCUGGAGGGCAGCCGCGGAUGCUGACCCAAGAUCAACGGGAGGCCGAAGGGUGCGCGUCCAUUACCCAGACAACUCUGUUGCACGCCGUAUCAUUCUAUCUUUUGGUCCGCGUCGGAUUCAUAUCUUCUACUGGUGCCGAACGAGGCGAAGUUAACAGCGAGCAAACUGUGCCUAUCACCAUGCUGCCUGGUCUUGCACCCAUUGAAGAGGAUGUAACUGCCAGCCAAUACAGCAAGAAGCACGAUGCACCGCCGGAGCGAACGUACCGAUACGACUAUGAUGCUGCGCCUUCUGGAUCCGGUCAAGAGGAUAUCGAAGGUGCCGCACCACCUUUCACUGCGUACGAUGGGGCGAGCGGAGGAACAUCGGCAGACCUUAGCGCACCACCGCCUUUCUUCUCGGAUAUUCCGGGCACACCGCGCCCUCCCAGUUUCAUCGAGGCACAAACUACCUAUUCCGUUGGUCCAAGCACGAGCGCUGGUGGCAUGUCAAUUGCCGAGUGGUCCACUGCCGAUCCAAAUCGGACCAUUUUGCGCAUUCCUGGUGAAGGGGAACAGUUCGGCUUUUCUUAUGAGGACAUCUAUGACGGGUUUGGCGACGGAUCGCGCACGCCUCCACCCCCUUUGUCCCGCGCAGAAGUUGAAGAGCCUCCUCCGCCGCCACCUGAGAUCUCCCUCACAGAUGUUGACGUCUCUAGUGCGGAGUUCUCCCAGAUUUUGAACCAGACGACGCAGAGACUGCGGGCGAUGUUAGACACCGCUAAUGGAGUCGAGGCACCGCCACCACCUCCCGCUAUGGAUGACCCACUCGAUCCUCCGCCGGCGAUUGACGAUGCGUAUCGUCCGGUCAUGCCAGCGCAGCACCCACUCCCACCGCCCGUUACUCGGCAGACAAUCCCAGAGGAAACCGCCAGUCCUGCGACACCGCCUCCGCCUCAUGAGGAUGCCUCGCGCACGAAUAUGCACAGGGGAACGGAACCUCCGCCAUACCUCGUCCAAGCUGUCAUGGGUAGAAACCCGCACAGGCAGUCGCUACUCAAUACGGAUCAGCAAGACGGGCACGGUCCCCCGCCGUAUUCUGACUUUGCUGGUGGACCGCCUACGUGAUGUGCCGUAACUUCUAUUCCAAUGUACGGAUAAUUAGUGAUAUGAAGUGAAUGGGAUAAGAACGCGGAGUAAAUAACAUUGCGCAGCACAGGAUGGGUAUUGUUCGAAAAGAUACAUCGAUACAUAGUACAGACAUCACCGUCGUGAUUUCACGUUAUCGACAUGGAUAGACACAGGAAUCUAGAAUGAAAGUGGCAUGAUCAGGGUUUUUUCUUUCCUUCCGAUGCCCAACGCGACACCUCGACAAUUACUGCCUCGUCCACUCCUUUGAUGCGCGAUAACAGGUGAAGCAAAUCAUCUCGCGGGAAAACUCCGGGUUCAUCAUUCCCAUCCCUAUCACCAUACCCAGCAUCAUCUCUUGAUCCGAACGGCAAUAUCUUCGAUGUCGUAAAGCUAUCUUGGCGAUCAACAAUGAUGCCAAGCGUCUCAAUCAGACGUCGACAUUGCACGCUGAACGGAUUCUUGUCCCACUCGGCGGCAAUGGGCUGGCCAUUGGCUGUACUGAUUUGGCGCUCAAUCAGGCCACGGAGGAGUUUGCGAUAGCUGAUGUCUUUUCGCAUCCUCGUUUUCAGGCUAGCCGGAGCUAGGUAAGCGACGCUAUACAAGCAGAGGGUGAUUCGCUCGGAGUAAGCCAGCCAUUCGAGGUGGUUCUGAAGCCGGAACAACUGCAAAUCUUGCUCUGAGACCGGUAACAUGUGGCAAAGCCCGUCGAACAGUGUCCAUAGUUGAGUUGGAGAGAAUGCAGACAUGACAUUACGAUUCUCAUCCGUGAUCAUCAUGCGCGAGAGUGCCUCAAGAGCAUGGUCCGCAGUUGCUGGAGGCUUGUACCAAACUUCUGGGGACAUAUUCUGAGCCCGUGGAACAAGGAAUUGUACCGAUGCCUUGAUUGGUCCAACCGUAUUGAUCGGAUCGAUAACGAAGGAACUUGCGACUGCAAAAAGCGCAUGACAGACAUGCAGCGGGUUUGUGGCGAGCUUGAUAUCUGUCCCAAUAUUGGCCAGUAUCAUUAGCACCUGCUUGCGAACCUCGAUGAGAUCAGAAAGGGUGAAGCACGACACGAGAGGUGUGAACUGGUCCUCGACCUCGAAUGCACAGAGCUUGGCCAUGAUCUCCAGGAAGCGAGUGAAAGUCGCCAUGUACUUCUGG